GUUGAUCGUAAUUUGGCGGCUAUCGCGACGUCAACGGUCGCCGCAUUGGUUGGCAACGAACGGAUGCUGGAUGAUAUCUCCUACCUAUUCCGGGAGUUAACGCGGAUGAGAAAAGAACACAAGUCAGCGCCUGCCUCAUGCACGGCAGGACCAGAUCGGGCUAGGAAGAUUCCGCAGUGGGAACUAAGCAAGUCCACAACAUUCGGCGUGGAUAACAACACGUUGGCCGCGGUCUCCUGGUUCCCGCGUCCCCUCGUCGCCAGUCGCGAUCCAAUCGGCGAGGAGGGCACCUUCAUCGCCUUCUGUGGACACGUGAUGCAUGCUGACUGCAAAGAGAAGCCCCCGCCAAGCUCUAAGUUCGUGUGUCCCGUCUGCCAUGCCCUCUCCAAUCUCGAUCUUCCCCUCCUCGGCCGCGUCACAGACGGUCUCAGUCCAGUCUGGCUGUCUCGCCAGUUGGGAGUCGAUCAGAGCAGCUACGAUCUGACCUCCUGGUUGAAGCGACUUCAGAGUUGGUUGGAUGAACGACCGCGCCACCCUGUUCUAACGAGUGAUCCAAAAGCUUUGAGUCAGACGCUGGAUGAGUUAUAUCGUGGACUCCUCGAUUGUUUCUCCUCACUUCUCGAUUUUGCCAAGUUUUUCGGCCUUGGCAUUGAUGACAUCCGGAGCAAAUGCGCAGUAGAUAAGGAUACCAUAGAGCGGCCUGCUCCGGUUGACCGUUUCUCCCAGUCCGUGGAUAAUUUCAGAUUCGGUGUAGCGCGGACUAGGCAACUCGGUCUGUUUGCCGUCUGGUUGGCUGCUUGCGAAUGGCGCACCGUGCGGCAUACUGUGGCCUAUACGCUGGUGGUGUGGGAACGGAAUCUCCGCCGUCAAGGUCCCGCUGUUAACUUCUUCAACGGAGGUCUGAGUGAGCGCCAUAGGACGAGUCUUGGCUACCUGUUGCGAGCCACUUUCCAAGCUCAUGCCCGUUUGGCACCUGUUCCGCGUGGGUGUUUCCCUACUUGUCUGAAGUCUGACGGCGAUGCUGGUCAGCACGCUCGCGCUGAGUGCUGGCCUCAGCGUCGUGAUGACCCAGAAUGGUGGUGGUGGCAUUCAUACUUCUCUCCUGCCGUGUCUGGUGCUACCCAUACGGGCUGUUGUCGGGAUAGUGCCGCAAAACCGGACGAUUUGCUUGAACCCGUUAGUAGGCUUGCCGUGUCGGAGGACGCUGUUCGUCUGUGGAGCCUGCUAUUGCCGGGUCCUCCUGCUCAGAGUGCUUCUAGUACGUCCGAGACCACCGAGGGCAUCGUCUUCACCACGGAGGGGGCGGAUUACUCACUCUCCGCUGGCCCAUCAUCCCCAACUUCUUCAAUGAAGGGUGGCGCGGACAUCACGUUCCUGUUUGUGAAUCUGCUCUUCCUGCGACCGGGUUUGGAGAAAGAGGGUGCCGCUGUGGAGUGUCAGCGCUUGCAAUCUAUGCGGACCAUGCGAACCUCUGAGGUCAAAAGCGACGCUACUGCUGAAGGCAAUGGUCGCAGGCAGGAGACGCCGUUGCCGUCGCUGGCUGCCUGCGAUGAGGGUUUCCCCCGGCUGCCCAUCGGGGACUCCCACGAGGCCUUUCUCCUACGUGUCUGCUACUUGGCUCUCUUGGUGCAGGCUCUGCUUUCCUGGCAGAGCAACGAACAGCAGAAACUGGACUUCACCCAAAAGAACAGUGAUGAGCAGCAGCAGGAGUAUCUUUACUCCGAAACGGAUCCGCAUGUGUCCGCCUGGCUGACCAACGAGGUAGGUCCCUUAAUUAGCCCUUCGGCUUUCUGGGCGGUGAUUGGUUAUUUCCGCAGCUUAUGGUUAUUGUAUACUAUUGCGUACCUAACAAACCUUGAACAAGGCUUUUUGUGCCGAAGACAGACCCUUUUUAGCAAAGCUUCCCUCUACUGA
This is a messenger RNA of Dibothriocephalus latus, 1914 nucleotides long. The record is from the annotation of a GenBank genome assembly. NCBI's taxonomy places the organism in Eukaryota, Metazoa, Platyhelminthes, Cestoda, Diphyllobothriidea, Diphyllobothriidae.